AUGGAAAUUAGCCUCUUCUGCAUUUCCAACUCAAAAUUGAGGGAGCUUAAAGACUCUAUUUCAAUAGAAGGUUCAGUAGUAUCCUGGUUAACAGUGAAUAAUGCACUAGCUACAUUAAUAAUAUCGAAUGGGAGUCAAAAACCUUUACAGGGAAAUCUAUCUGUUGCAUAUGAUGGUUGUAUAAUUCUUGAUUUACUACUACCCAAAAGAUUUAUAGGAAAUUCCUCUUUGAAGUUCCCCAUCACCUUUAAUAUUCAUCCAAGAUCCAUCUCUGAAGCAGUACUUACUAUCUCCGAGUUACGAAACAAAUUCAAUAAUAAGUAUGUAAAAGACAUUAUCAGACUUUUAAAUGGUUUGGGCGAUAUUACAGAGGAAUGUGUAUUAUAUGCCAAGAAUCUAAAUUCUAUUUUGGUCAUUAGUAUAUUUUAUAAACAAGACUGGUGUAGAAGUUUGGGAUUUCAGGAUGCUUUGAGGAUGGCCAAUCCUUUCUUGGACUGGAUUCCUAGAGUAUUGCCGAUGCCGGUACAGCGGAUUGGAAAUGUAGAUUUGAUUUUUGGAUUGGGAAUUCGGUAG
Molecule: messenger RNA, 573 nt
Organism: Botrytis sinoallii
Lineage: Eukaryota; Fungi; Ascomycota; Leotiomycetes; Helotiales; Sclerotiniaceae
Exons: 3
Coding region: 1-573 (190 amino acids)
Source: RefSeq, a predicted model, not a curated record